Podarcis lilfordi (Lilford's wall lizard) is the source of this 11162-nucleotide messenger RNA. NCBI's taxonomy places the organism in Eukaryota, Metazoa, Chordata, Lepidosauria, Squamata, Lacertidae. The record is from the annotation of a GenBank genome assembly.
AUGGGCGUGCCCGACAGCGUGACAUCACCUCUAGGCACUGACUUGGCUAACAACGCCUGGGAGUUCCGCUGGCUCACAGCCAGCACCUGUCACCUAUUUUCGCUUCGCUCUGCCUGCUCUCCGAACAUCGUGGCGGGAGAGUUCGCCGACUCGCUGCGUCGAGUCCUGAAAACAGAAAGCUGUGCCAUGGAGUACCCAGCACACUCUGAUCGGGUGCCAAACAUUUGCAGUAGUUUGGAGUGAAGAGGACAAUGGUGAAGUUAUUUUUUUGGGGGGAUAUCUAUGACUCUGCGGUUUGAGUGUCAGUUACUCAAUUUGGGGGGCCGCUGCAGAACGUGGGGUUCGUGGUGCAAAAGGGUGCAAAACGAUUACAAAAGUUUGGCACCGGUUUGAAGUGAAUUGGAGAAUGUUGAGGUUUUUUUUGGGGGGAUAACGACGCCCCCCCAGUUUGAGUAUGUUACUCAGUUUGUGGGCUGCUGCAAAACACGGGAUUUGUGGUACAAAAGAGUCAGAACAAGUGCAAAGGUUUAGCACCAGUUUGGAGUGAAUCAGACAAUGUGGGGUUUUUUUUGGGGGGGGGGGGAGGAUACCUCAACCUUGGUUUGAGCCUCAAUUACUCUGUUUGGGGGUUGCUGCGAAAUGGUGCAAAAGCGUAAUCGCAGUUGCCCCGAUCCGGAGGAGUCGAUCCCCGACACACACCUGACUCCGCAACCUAAGCCGCAGUGUCGAAGCAAAGAAGUCGCUGUGUCCUUACCUGUUCCCAUCGUAAUUCUGUCGCGAUGUCUCGGGGUUCAAGAUGCACGUCCUCUUCGUUCCCCGGAGCAGAUCUGUGUGUUUUGGAUCCUCCAUGGCCCAGGUAUUUAUACCUGCGCAGCUUUCUGUUUUCAGGACACAAAACAGUGAGCUGGGGAACUCGACCAUUCGAAUGGUGUUGGGGAACUAUCGCAACAUGAUGUUCCGAAACACUCGAAGGAAAGUGAAAAAAGUCGACAGGUGCUGGCUGUGAGCCAGAGAAAUUCCCAGGUCAUCUUGGCUGAGUGUCUAGAGGUGAUGUCAUGCUUGGCACACAAGAGGCCUUCUACCCUGGCAGAAGGAGGAGAAAUAAGCGUGCCCAUCAGCCCUGGGAUUUUGCAACUCAGAUCAGAACGGGCAACCGGCGGCUGGCUUGGGCAGGUGUUUCUUUUCCGGUCCCCUUGGGGUGAUUUGGAAACAGGUUGUGGGGCAGCACCCUCACUUAUUUCUUUUGCUCUAGGGGGAAGAAAGCUCAGUGGAGCAGAGAGGUGUGUGGGUGUGAGAGGUUUGUGGCUGUGUGCCCUUGCGCUUUCAUGCGACGCGAUUGUGGAACUGCUGAGCUUGUGGUGGAGAGGUGGAAAAGGAAAGCCGUCUGAGAGCCUGGUUCGCGGGGAACUUCCUAGGGAAUCGAGAGGUGAAGCGCCGGACUUUGAGCUCUGACCUUUGAAAUGCUUUUGGUUUUUCCUUCCUGUUUUCUUUUUCUACUCCUGACUGGCGACUGAGCUCGAGGGAGCCAGGACUGCGUUUCUCAUGUGAUGUCUUGCGGCCUUUGAACAUUAUGAAGGUUUGCUUUAUGCCUGGCAGCCUGAAGGUACGUAACCUGACGCUUUAUUCUGCCUUGGUCAGACCUCCUCCCAGUUCUGGGUACCCCAGUUUAAGAAGGAUAUCGACAAGCUGGAAGGUGUGCAGAGGAGAGCAGCCAGAAUGAUGACGGGGAUGAAGCCAAGCCUGAUGAGGAACGGUUGAGGGAGUUGGGUCUCUUUAUCCUGGAAAAGAAGAAACGAUAUGAGAGCCAUCUUCAAAGGGCUGUUGAUGAUGCAAGCUUGAUGCAUCAGAGACGAUGACCUAAAGCAAAUGAUUCAAAUGACAAGGAAGGAGUUUCCGACUAAACAUUCGGAAGAACUUUCUCUUUGACAGUGGAAGCUAGUGGAGUCUCCUUCAUUAGAGGUUUUUAAGCAGAGGUUGAAAGUUGGGAUUCUUCAGCUGUGCCUUGCAGGGGGUGAGACUAGAUGGCCCCUGGGGUCCCUUCAAACUCUACAAACUCACGUUUCUAUUAUUUUUAUUUUUGUUAUUAGUUACCUGUCUUUCAGCCUAAGCUCCCAGGGUGCACUGCAGCAUUAGAACACAAAGCCAAGCGGAUAAAAUAAAACAAGAGAGCAAGAAAUCUGGAAUCUCUAUGCAGUGUUUCUAGAAAGACAGUUGUUUUCUGGGUGUCCCUAGGACAUAAAUAGCUUCACAGCUUUCUGAAGCUGUCAAAAGCACAGCCAAGGAUUUCGGGGGGGGGGUGUAUUUUUUUCUUUUUGCUUGAACAUGAGCAAGUAUUCAAACCGCAAGCCCUGUUUUUUAAUUCCUUGCAGAGGCAAGAACGGCUGUUUUGUCUCUCCGUUCCUUCCACUCUGUCUCCCCCGGUUUCAUUGCAGAAGCAGAUUCUGGUUUAUUAAAAACCAGGCAAUUUCUCCAACAGCUCUCAAGAGAGGGAGGGAGGGAGGGAGUGAGUGAGUGGGAAGCAUGAAUCGGAGAGGUCCAGAGUCCACAUCGGCACUUGCAAUUACGGAACCAGCCGUGGUAAUUAGGCCGGCUUAAUUAAUACGGAGCGGGGCAGUGGAACCGGGAGAGCUUAAACUUGCCCGGCUUAUUUGUUUUAUAAAGGACACAUUAUGUAUUUAUUUGUUUUUAUUAUUAUUUACACACACACACUUAUAGAGUGACAAGUAUAAAAGCAGACGCCGUAUAAAUUCAAAGCAGAGAGGGAUAUCCGGAAGUUGAAUCACAGCAGCAAAUUUCCAUGCCAAAAUCAAACGUCAUAAAUCAAUAUCGCAAGGUUCCGAGUAACAGAAAUGGCUUGACGUUAUCCUGUCCCUUAUUGCUCCAGUUACAUUAUAAAAAGGCUUUGUUUCUCGAUAAAGACCUAAUCUUGUUUGCCUGCCUGCUCUACUCCUCACCAUACAUAGAUGCUUCGCGCAAUGUCCCAGAUUUCAGUCAUCUAUUCUCUUAUGCACAGAGCCUCUCAUUUCCCCCUCCAGUUUUGACAAAUAGUAAUUCUGGCAGCAGUUAAGAGAUGGCACAUUAAAACCCUGUCCUCCAUUAGCACAGUUUUUUUAGCCUAGCCAAAGAGUAAAAUUAGAAGAUCCAUAAUUAUUUUCGUUUUGUUCUGUAUUCCAUGCACCCGCUUUCUCUAAGAGGCUCAGAGAACAACCGCAGGAGGGAGGUCAGGCAGGGUGAGAGUGAAAGUGAUCAGCAAAAAGGAGAAGGAAGUCUCCCCAGACAGUGGAAACUGAAAGAUGAAGGAUCUGAUGCCUCAAUGGAGCCGUCUAUUUUCUCCCCCCCAAAAAAAUUAGCCUCCAACAUUUUUUGGGGGGGGGGGGGAGGGGAGAAGGCUAUUUGGGCUCCACUUUGGAAACUCAUGGGAUGGACCUGAGAGUGAUGCCAUUGUUCGACUCAAGAGCCAUGGGAUUUCUACAAAAACAGUUUUGCGCCUGUCUAUUGGGGGAGAUAGGAAGCCCUGAACACAUAAGUAAGCUCACAGUCUGAACACCCCGUAUAUACCGUAUUUUUCGCUCUAUAAGACGCACCAGACCACAAGACGCACCUGGUUUUUGGAGGAAGAGAACAAGAAAAAAAAUAUUCUGAAUCUCAGAAGCCAGAACAGCAAGAGGGAUCGCUGCGCAGUGAAAGCAGCAAUCCCUCUUGCUGUUCUGGCUUCUGGGAUAGCUGUGCAGCCUGCAUUCGCUCCAUAAGACGCACACCCAUUUCCCCUUACUUUUUAGGAGGGAAAAAGUGAGUCUUAUAGAGCAAAAAAUACGGUAAUAAAGGAGAUGAUAUUGGCAGGAGGGGAAAGAGGAGGGUGGCAGGGCAGCUGGUGAGCUCAGUGGUGAGAGAGCCCAGUUGCAGGGUUGGUAGAAAGAAGUCUGCAGCCCACAGACUCAAGUUGCUAUUGCUGCUGGAGGGGCAAAAGGAGGACAGGGAAGUAUCAAGAGGCAGGGAGUUCCAAAGGAGAGGUGCUGCGCCACCAAAAGGUAGAUUUACUACGAAUGCAGCAUGUGCUUAUACAGGAAGAGAGAGAAAGAAUAUUAUGCAGCCACCAGAAGAAUAAGCACAUGGGUAGAUUUUAAACAGACACAUACAGGGGGAGAAAAAGGAAUGUAUUUCACACAAAAUGCAAUUCCUGGGAAAUACUGACCAGCCAGGUUGCACUUUCCUUGUUAAGUAAAGCUUAAAGUAAAGGUAAAGGUACCCCUGCCCAAAUAAAGCUUACUCGAGAGUAAAUUUACCCACUGAAGCACAGAAGUAAGAAAAAGCCUCAAAGAGAUAGAAACUAAAGGGGUAAAAGACCCAUUUACCAAGGGAGGCCAGGGAUCCUGGCCGAUCUUACAGAAACUGAUAUUAUCAGGCUUCCCAUAACUCCCUUAGCCAACCCAAUCCAAGCUAAAACCUACACCCAGAUACACAGUCACUGCCCAUGGAAGUUCUACUUUUGAAAAACAAAUUACUCCCCCCCCCCAACUGGAAGGGAUGCUCGUUUUUCCUUUGGUCAUACAUUCACAAUACUUCUUAGGAUUCCUCACAAGGCCUUUUACUUCAUGAGGAGACCUGCUUAAGGCUAAAGGAACGUCAGGCACUACAUUUAACUUAUAAGAGCCAUUUUGCUCAGCUAGACUAUUUGCAGAGGAAAUUUACGUAUUCCAGGAGGCUACUUCGCAGCAUAUUGUAAAAGGAGACUAGAACAUUGCUGUAGGUAAGUUCUCUCAGAAACUCCCAAGUUUCAACAAUUAUUUUUUUAAAAACAAAAAAAUCAAAGUUACAAAUGUUCUUCCUCCCUUAAGCUGUAGAGGGAAGGGGGGAAGUUUCCCCUCUCAGACCACAGGCAUACACGUACAAAUGAUUUUUUUACUACUUGGAAAGAGAUUCUCCCUUUCUAGACUCCCUCAAAUAACAAACAUUUGGACACCUCAUUCCCCCCCCCCCAAUAUUUGCCAUGUUUGAUCAGGCCCAACACGGCUUCUUUAAACUAAUAUUUUGAAGCAAGCUUGCAAUUUAAAACUCUGUGCAUGUAAGAUAGCAGCCAUAGGAUGUUACCUGUGAAGCCAAUUUAAACACACACACAAACACUUCUAGACCUUUGAGUACAAAAAUUAUUUGCUCCAAGGGAAACAAAGAUUUCCAGCAAGUGGAUUUUUUUUUUAUUUUUUUUUUUGCUGCCUUCUGAGCACAUUAGGUUUACAGUUUCAUGUCCUGGCAUUCUCUUCCUGUUAUGUACUGAAGUUCUCACCCUGGGCCAGCAGGGGGAUACCGUAGAUAGUUAUGCAAAUGAAGGAUCGAAAGUGACGUUCCGUGAUUGGAUAGUUUUAGAAAAUGGCAACAGUUACAUUGUUCUGGAGCUCUAUAUAAGCAGGUUGUCUGAGCUCCUCAGUUCAGUUCUGUUCCAGCUUACAAAUAAAGAGCUGCUUUGGAAGAAUCGCUGUGUCGUCUGAUAUGUUCGCCCACGACUUAACACUUCCAGUUUAACGACGCAAACUGAAAAGGCAAAUCUGAGGUGGAGGCUUAUGAAAAGCUUUCCUAUCAGGGCGAACCCCGCCACUAUACUUUGAACAAAGGGUACCCAGGAUAACUAGAACCAAGUAGCACUAAUAGGAAAUAAAUAAUAACAAAAAAAAAAACCCUAAAAGGACUCGCUAUAGAAAAUUUAAGACCCGGGGUUCAGCUGGGAGUCACAGGUUUCUGAGCUGAGCUCCCUUGCAGAUGCAAUGCCUUUGCAAAGAUGUUGCUGUUAUAAGAAAAAAACGGUUCCUUUCCCCCAUAUGGGGUACCCUAGAGCCCUUAUAGAGUCCUUAUGUAGGUUCUCUAUCGGUAGGAGAAAAUAACAGAGGCCAACCAGAGAAUAUUGAGAAGCAAAGCAGCUAGUAAGCCUGGUCUUAUUAACUGUUGCAACAGGGUCCCCACUCAUCACACGCAGGAGGAGAGAGGAGGAACCCAGAACAAUGGUGUGCAAGCCCUAUAGUCUUUUGAAAUUGCCCACCCUGUAGCUCAAGACGCCCCCCCCCAACCCCCAUCAUACAUAUAUCACAGAAGGGGGUGGUCUACAGCAGAAAUCCUGUUUGCCAGGAUAUCUGUUAAUGGUCGCUGAUUGCUUUACCUGGGCAGCCUGGCCAUUCUUUUGUGAUGGUAAAUAGUUCCUGAAUGCAGAUCACGUUGUUGUUGUUGUUGUUGUUGUUGUUGUUGUUGUUGUUGUCGUCGUUUUCGUUUAGUCGUGUCCGACUCUUCGUGACCCCCUGGACCAGAGCACGCCAGGCACUCCUGUCUUCCACUGCCUCCCGCAGUUUGGUCAAACUCAUGCUGGUAGCUUCGAGAACACCGUCCCACCAUCUCGUCCUCUGUCGUCCCCUUCUCCUUGUGCCCUCCAUCUUUCCCAACCUCAGGGUCUUUUCCAGGGAGUCUCCUCUUCUCAUGAGGUGGCCAAAGUCUUGGAGCCUCAGCUUCAGGAUCUGUCCUUCCAGUGAGCACUCAGGGCUGAUUUCAGGGCUGAAUCCGGGUCACAGGCUCACCCUAUUCAUACCCAAAUGUGCCCUUAAGGCAGGAUCUGUGAGCACAGAGACAAUGGGGAGGCUUUUCGCAUUUUCAUCCAAACUGCAGAGGAAUAUUUGAGGUCACUGAAAGAGUCAAAAUGGCUUCAGGAUUGUUCUCCCAUACUAUUUAAGACACGUGGUUUAUAUAUUUAUGUAUGUGUUUGCCUGGUGGGAUGCGGGUGGUGCUGUGGGUUAAACCACAGAGCCUAGGACUUGCCGAUCAGGUCGGCGGUUCGAAUCCCCGCGACGGGGUGAGCUCCCGUUCCUCAGUCCCUGCUCCUGCCAACCUAGCAGUUCAAAAGCACGAAGUGCAAGUAGAUAAAUAGGUACCACUCUGGUGGGAAGUAACAGCAUUAAUAUGAGAAUUAUAAGGUCUAAGAUAUAAAAUGAAGGUUCAUAAAUGUAUCAGGCAAAAGGUAAAGGGACCCCUGACCAUUAGGUCCAGUCGUGGCCGACUCUGGGGUUGCGGCGCUCAUCUCGCUUUAUUGGCCGAGGGAGCUGGCGUACAGCUUCCGGAUCAUGCGGCCAGCAUGACUAAGCCGCUUCUGGUGAACCAGAGCAGUGCACGGAAAAGCCGUUUACCUUCCCGCUGGAGCGGCACCUAUUUAUCUACUUGCACUUUGACGUGCUUUCGAACUGCUAGGUUGGCAGAAGCAGGGACCGAGCAACGCGAGCUCACCCCAUAGCGGGGAUUCGAACCGCCAGCCUAUGAUCGGCAAGCUCUAGGCUCUGUGGUUUAACCCAAAUUAUGCUCCAAAUCCCUCUCCCAGUGUCUCAUGACAGAUUUAACCUGCGUUCAUCCUUUGUGUGCCAUUCCAGAAGCAAUUUAUACAUUUUCGACAGGAGUUUUAUAUUAUUUGUGAGUGAGUGGUUUGUUAAUGUGCAGAGGAGACUCUUUGUCUUUUUCUGCUGGUGUGGAGAGGCAAGGGAUGGGGGGGGGGUCUCUCACCCCACUUCCAAUUUCCUCGUAACACCUGUAACAGAGCCAGUUCCAUCGAUCCAGUGGUCACAUGUGGGGGAAGGGAUACUUGUAGGCAAACUGGUCCCAAGGUAAGGACUUAAUAUAUCAACAGUACUUUAUUUUCAAAUAACCUUGAACUUGGCCUGGCGGAAAACCGGCAACCCUUGUAAGCCUCUGAGCUCAGAGGUUUACGUGCUGACAAGGCCUCGCUCCCGUCAGCAGUCCUGCUGCAGCAUUUAAUUGGCUAUAUCCAGCGUUCAAUUGGUGAUGGUUCUGCUUUCCCUGCUGGGAUGGAGAGAGGCACUUGUGGGAUUUUUCUCCAGGACCAAAAUAACUUAACUGGCUUGGUCCGUGCCUUGGCGUGGUGUUGUUGUCGGAGAUUUGCUUCUCAGCCUGAAGCAGGGAAAUACCUCGGGACGACUCUGUCUGCGUCACCCGUCACCAGAGGCUCCUCUUUGCAUCUGUGCCGUUUUCCUUUAUCCUGAAAGAGCCCUUUCCUCUGCUGAUUUGAAAGCCAAGCGUGUCAAAAUAUUCACUGGGUGCAAAUCCAUCAAUAAACUCUUUGUUUCUUCAAAGAAACCACCUCAGAUUCUGCUGAAGUGUGCAAAACGGCAGGCUGUGUGUAAACCAUGGGUAGGCAACCUAAGGCCCGGGGGCCGGAUCCAGCCAAUCGCUUUCUAAAUCCGGCCCGCGGACGGUUCAGGAAUCAGUGUGUUUUUACAUGAGUAGAAUGUGUGCUUUUAUUUAAAAUGCAUCUCUGGGUUAUUUGUGGGGCAUAGGAAUUCAUUCAUUUCCCCCCCUCAAAAUAUAGUCCGGCCCCCCACAAGGUCUGAGGGACAGUGGACCAGCCCCCUGCUGAAAAAGUUUGCUGACCCCUGGUGUAAACCUAAGUGCUCAUGCACAGGGUGCUUAUCUGUGGGUGUGCGCUGGAUGAUGAAUGCACCCAUUUCCCUGCUUGGAGACUGAGGUUGGGAAGGUGCCAGGAAGGGUGACCAGAAGGAUCAGGGGAAAGGUGUUAAGUUGUGGGUGAACAUAUCAGAUGACACAGUGAUUCUUCAAACAGCUCUUGAUUAUUCACAGGCCAGAACAGAACUGAACUGAAGGGUUCAGCCAGCCUGCUUAUAUAGAGCUCCACUACAACGCAACUGUAACAACUUUCUGUAACUAUCCAAUCACCGAAUGUCACUUUCAAUCCCUUAUUUGCAUAUGUGGACCUGAGUGAAAACUAUCUACAGUAUUCCCCUGCUGGCCCAGGGUGAGAACUUCAGUACAUAACAGAAGGAAAGUCUGCAAUCUUUAGUUUAGAUAAAAGAGGAGUAAGGGGAGGCAUGACAGAGUUGUAUAAAGUUAUGCAUGGUGCUGGGAAAAGAGGAUAGGGAGAGGUUUUUCUCUCCCAAACCAUAGAAUUGUCAAGUUGAAAGGGACUCCUGAGGGUCAUCUAUUGCAACCCCCUGCAAGAAUCUCAACUAAAGUAAAGAAGACCAUCCAAUAGAAAGUUCUUCUGAAUGUUUAGUCAGAAUCUCCUUUUUUGUUAUUUGAAUCCAUUGGAUUGGGUUCUCCGGCGGAAAACAAGCUUACUCAUAUCUCCUCUCGGUCUCCUCUUCUCCAGGCUAAACAUAUCCAACUCCUUCAACCGUUCCUCAUCAGGCUUGGCUUCCAGACCUUUGGUCAUCUCGGUCGCCCUCCUCUGCCCACUUUCCAGCUUGUCAACAUCCUUCUUAAACUGGGGUGCCCAGAACUGGGCACAGUACAAAUUCAGGGCAUAGCUGUCAACUGUCCCUUAUUUGGCGGGAAACCCCCUUAUCCCAGCGCUGUGUCCCACUGCUGUCCCUUAUUGAUAAUGUCCCUUAAAUUUCCCGGGUUUCAAAGGAAGCAGCUCCUCUCCCUCCCUCCCUCCCUGCUGGCCAGGGAGGAGGGAGGCUCCACCUGUGUUGCUUGGCUGCGCUGCUCACCCAAUAAGGAGUCUAAGAAUGACUGGGGGGUGGAGCUUGCAUGCCUUGUGCCGAUCAAAUCGGCCGCAUUGCCUGGGGAUUCGCCUUUGCUCAGCGCUUCCCAGCGGAGAGGUGACGGUGGUUUCCCUUGCUGCAUCCCCUUUGCCGGGUUGCUGCGCUGUGGGAACCACCGCUUGAGGCUUCCUUUGGCUGCUGGCUGGGCUUUCUGCCUUUGGCUUGGAGGGGCUCAGAAGUUGAACAUACCUGUGCUUGGAAAAUCCCUUAUUUUCGAGGCUGCUGGUCCCUUAUUUUCAAAUCUGUAAGUUGACAGCUAUGAUUCAGGGCCAUCCAGUGAAGGCGAAUGAUGGAAGAUUCAGGACAAGGGGAAAAUAAGUACUUCUCCACACAGCGCAUAGUUAAAAUAUGGAACUUGCUCCCUUUCUUUACAGGCCCAAAAGCACCGGGCUCCCAUGCUAUGAUUAAAAAUAUGAGACUUCCUUUCCAAUGACUAUCAUUAUUAUUAUUUAUCAGAUCCGUAUACCACCCUUCAUCUGACAAUCACAAGGCAGUUCACAAUGCAAAAACAAAAAAUGCAAACGCAAAAUAAAAAAGGAAAACAAACCAAUGCCUGGAUAGCUCAGCUGGUUAGAGUGUGGUGCUGAUAAUGCCAAAGUUGCAGGUUUGAUCCCCGUAUGGGGCAGCUGCAUAUUCCUGCCUUGUAGGGGGUUGGACUAGAUGAUCCUUAAGGUCCCUUCCAACUCUGCAAUUCUAUGAUACCAAUAAUCCCCCUCCCACAAGCACAUUUAAAAGGGCGUAGAUUUAUUAAUCAGCUAAAGGCCUGGUUGAAGAGGAAUGUACCUAAAGGUACGUAAUGAAGGUGCCAGAUUAACCUCCCUGGGGACAGCAUUCCACAAACAGGGAGCCACCACAGAGAAGGCCCCGUUCUCAUGUUGCCGUCCCCCAGAUCUGUCAUGGAGGAGACACACAAAGAAGGGCCUCAAAUGGUCAAAGCCAGCAUUUUGGCUGCCUUUCUGCACCAAAUUAGGGACACGGGUGGGUCUGUGGGUUAAACCACAGAGCCUAGGACUUGCCGAUCAGAAGGUCGGCAGUUCGAAUCCCCGCGACAGGGUGAGCUCCCGUUGCUCGGUCCCUGCUCCUGCCCACCUAGCAGUUCGAAAGCACGUCAAAGUAGAUAAAUAGGUACUGCUCCGGUGGGAAGGUAAACAGCGUUUCCGUGUGCUGGUUCGCCAGAAGCGGCUUAGUCCUGCUGGCCACAUGACCCGGAAGCUGCACGCCGACUCCCUCGGCCAAUAAAGUGAGAUGAGCACCGCAACCCCAGAGUUGUCCGCGACUGGACCUAACGCUCAGGGGUCCCUUUACCUUUACCUGCACCAAAUGUAAAAGAUCACAGCAGGGUGGGUUUGCAGUGAUGUGUGAGGACAUCACGGAGGCUUUAAGCCUGCCUGUCUUCCUCAGUGGGGAGCCGUGUUGUGUUGGGGGACUCGGACAGCCUCUGCUGUACGGUCCGAGCACGGAAUGGAGCGGACUGCAGGGGCCGUCUGCUGUGGCCGGCUGAGGCUCCCCCUGCCAGACCUAGCUGCUCCCCUGUGGGCUGAGACGAGUCGCUGAGCUGGGUCUGACGGGAGGCAGCCUGAGCACAGCCUCGUCUGGGUUUUCUGACAGGAGCCAGACUGA